CGGAUUGUAGACAUUCGGAUGAUCGACGGCGGCAAGAAAACGAAUUAAGCCAUGCUUCGGCGAGUCCUUGCUAAACGGAGCAUUGCCGCGGACUUCGAUAAAUACAAUCCAACUAAACUCCAGGAGAUUGUCGAGACGCAUUCUUUCACAAUCUCGAAGAGUCGCAAAGGGUCAAUCCGGGAAUUUGCGAGGAAGCGUUUUCCAGAAAGCUGUGAAGAAACGGCGCGUGACGCAGUGCUUAACAGGCUUAAGUUUCUUGCUUUGGAGAGCAUGACGAUUACGUACGGAGAGAUAGCGGUAUGUCUCGAUUUACUCGACCCUGCAUUAGAAACGCUUGCCUCACGCAUAUACCCCUGGAUGGAGAAUGCCCAAAGAUACUACGACGCCCAAGGCCCGCGCUAUUCAGUCACUGCAAUGAUACGUCCUUUGGCAAGAGCUGCCUCCAUGCCAGCAGGAGCGCCACCUCGGAAGAGACAAAGAGCAUUGCCAGACACAACCGAGCGGCAGAUAACGCCCGAUGCGGAAGCUGUGGGAUGGACUCCCGCCACGACGGAGAACGCCACAAGCGUACGACAGAACGGAGAUGUCCACAUCAGCCUUGGGUUGGAGAUGUUUGCUCGGGUGGUACAGCGGAAUAUGAAGACGCAGAAGUUCUUAGUAGAUAAACAUUAG
Trematosphaeria pertusa is the source of this 672-nucleotide messenger RNA. RefSeq lists its product as uncharacterized. Lineage: Eukaryota; Fungi; Ascomycota; Dothideomycetes; Pleosporales; Trematosphaeriaceae. The record is from RefSeq and is a predicted model, not a curated record. The transcript is spliced from 4 exons. Bases 52 to 672 code for a protein of 206 amino acids.